UCGGUUUAUUCUGUGGGUAACGACUCAAAUUCUCCUUCCUGAGGUUACCAUCCGAUGAUGUUCGCCUCGCUUCCCUCUACACUGGGGUGACCAACCUUGUCCCUACUCUGAACCCGCCCGGGACUCCGGAGCAUCGUUGCCGAGUUAACGAAAAAGGUGUUCAUGAGCCAGCCACGCCUGAUGCCUCAGAACCUGACUUCGGAACAGCACAAGGUGCGACGCUGUGCGUCAAUCACGACGCUAACUGAAGUCGCUCUCGCCGAAAUGGAAAAGUAUGAAAAACUGGCGAAGAUUGGAGAAGGGUCUUACGGGGUUGUCUUCAAGUGCAGAAACAAGUCGUCUGGACAAGUGGUGGCUAUCAAAAAAUUCGUGGAAUCCGAAGACGAUCCUGUUGUCAAGAAAAUAGCACUGAGAGAAAUACGGAUGCUGAAGUUGAAACACCCAAACCUUGUGAACCUCAUCGAGGUGUUCAGAAGAAAGAGAAAGAUGCACCUGGUUUUUGAGUACUGUGACCACACGCUGUUACACGAGCUGGAGAGAAACCCGAACGGCGUUCCCGAUGGAGUCAUCCAAAGCGUGCUGUGGCAAACCCUUGAGGCCCUUAACUUCUGCCACAAACAUAACUGUAUUCAUCGGGACGUAAAACCCGAAAACAUCCUAAUAACCAAGCAAGGAAUGAUCAAGAUUUGUGACUUUGGAUUCGCACGAAUUCUGAUUCCAGGAGACGCCUACACGGACUACGUUGCCACCAGGUGGUACCGAGCCCCUGAACUUCUCGUGGGAGACACGAAGUACGGUUCCUCCGUGGACGUGUGGGCCGUCGGCUGUGUUUUUGCGGAGCUCCUGACGGGUCAGCCGCUCUGGCCAGGAAAAUCAGACGUGGACCAACUUUAUUUGAUCAUCAGGACACUGGGAAAACUCAUCCCAAGACAUCAGUCUAUCUUUAAAAGUAACCAGUUUUUCCGUGGCAUCAGCAUACCUGAACCAGAAGACAUGGAAACCCUUGAAGAAAAAUUCUCGAAUGUUCAGCCUGUGGCUUUAAACUUCAUGAAGGGCUGUCUGAAGAUGAACCCGGACGACAGGCUGACCUGCGCCCAGCUGCUGGACAGCGCCUACUUCGACUCUUUCCGAGAGGAGCAAAUGAAAAGGAAAGCCCGCAGGAGGCGUCCGCAGAAUCAACUGUUGCCUCUUAUACCUGGAAGCUACAUCUCCCCCACACCUGAUGGAAGAAAACAAGUCCUCCAGUUAAAAUUUGACCAUUUCCCUAACAUUUAGGGAACCUGUUCCUCCUGGUGCGCUCACUUAAUAUGUAGAUAUUUUUGUAUGAGAUAGGAAUCCUCAGUGUUCCCAACCCGAACGAGCAGUGUGAAAAUGAAGGUGCCUCCGAGAACCGAUUCGCUCUGAGGAUUCUGAUUCCUUUCCCUGUGGCUUCUCCACGCCAACUCCAUCUCCUAGAACAGUCUCUUUAAAUACCAUAAUGCCAAAAUGGCACACACACACAUGGAGGAGACGCUUUCAAUUCCAUCAGAGUUGUACUUCUUAGACACUGCGACUCUGUGGGCUUACGCUUCGAUUUAGGGGAAGAUUUCGAUGCGUCACCUCUCUUCAGCUGACUGUAUAACAUCCUGAGCAGAAGCAGAUCUGCUGGCUGCUGUCGACAGAGGGGAUGACAUUGAUCUUCCACACUGGAAUGUCUUCUCAGUGGAGCCCGGUCUUUUUUUAUUCCGCAUUUACAUUGCUGUAGCAUGGUGAUUGUGAAAAGUGGUCUAGGUUUACCUAUUGACCCCAGGGAACACUCUGCUGUCUCUUUCUCGUGAGGCAUUGAUGACUCUGCUUUUACAGCGAGUUAGAGAAAAUUCCAUACACGACCCAUAGCAGGCAGACUACAAGGAAUCACCCACCACAUGAGAGUAAUGUCCCUGAAUCACUGGCUACCUACUCUAAGGCUGUCCCUGGGGCACCAUGCUUUCUUUUUCUUUUUCUUCUUUUUUAAUCUACUGGUAGGGGG
Molecule: messenger RNA, 2008 nt
Organism: Peromyscus eremicus (cactus mouse)
Lineage: Eukaryota; Metazoa; Chordata; Mammalia; Rodentia; Cricetidae
Gene: Cdkl4
Product: cyclin dependent kinase like 4
Exons: 10
Coding region: 163-1275 (370 amino acids)
Biological process (GO): protein phosphorylation
Cellular component (GO): nucleus
Molecular function (GO): ATP binding; cyclin-dependent protein serine/threonine kinase activity
Source: RefSeq, a predicted model, not a curated record